AUGGUUUGGCGCCCCAGCGAGAACGCCGAAGAACAGACCGAGGUUGUUUGGACGAGCAUCCUCGACAACUUCAAAGACUUCGACGGAGAUCUUCUCUUCCUCUUCGACUGCUGUUAUGCAGGCAACAUGGUCAACUACGGCCGCAUCUUCAACCGGCGGUGCGAAGUGUUUUGCGCCUCCAACAAGAGGAAGAAGGCGAGCGGUGAACCGGAACAUUCGUUCACCCGAGCACUCCUGGGGGAGCUAGCUAUCGAAGCCGAGAUGGGUCGCGGAUGCGAGAUCAAGCGAUUGCACAGCGUGCUCAGCCUGGAGGCGAAGCGGGACAUCUACCAGUUGAAGGUUGAGCCGUACUGGGACCGGUUCACGCGGUUGGAUGGCACGCCAAUCUGCCUCGCGCCGCUGGAAAACGGUGGCGGAGACAACCGUCCGAGGGAUUCGCCGGGGAUUGUGCAGGAGCUGGAGGCCUUGUCUGAUGCUCGCGUAUUAUUCAAGGCGACGUUCGAGGAUCCGGACGCGCGACCCAUCCUGGAUGAGUGGAAGGACUUCGUCCACUGGCGCCCCCGGAACCUGAAAGAUAUCGAGUGGUACGCCCUGCGCGAAACGCACUUCCAGAGCCUGUUCAAGACCAACUCCAGCUCUGCAAUCAUUUCCACCCCCAUGAUACUGUGGGACUCGAUGCCUAGGCGGGUCGCGUACGAGUUCAUCUACAUAGUUCGCUCGACCGACAUGUUGGGCAACCUACCUCGACCGAUCCAGGCGACUGGCUCGGUUGAUGAACAAAACAUCGGUCAUUCCUCAUGCGGAGGUGUCACAAUCCAUGGUCUCCUUUAG
Molecule: messenger RNA, 831 nt
Organism: Ilyonectria robusta
Lineage: Eukaryota; Fungi; Ascomycota; Sordariomycetes; Hypocreales; Nectriaceae
Exons: 1
Coding region: 1-831 (276 amino acids)
Source: RefSeq, a predicted model, not a curated record